Molecule: messenger RNA, 2740 nt
Organism: Dicentrarchus labrax (European seabass)
Lineage: Eukaryota; Metazoa; Chordata; Actinopteri; Moronidae
Gene: cnpy3
Product: canopy FGF signaling regulator 3
Exons: 6
Coding region: 141-1013 (290 amino acids)
Cellular component (GO): endomembrane system
Molecular function (GO): signaling receptor binding
Source: RefSeq, a predicted model, not a curated record
AAGUGAUUUACUUUAGGUUUAGCAGCUGUGAUGAACCCGCGGAGGAUGCGGAAACCGCGACAUAACGGCCCGUAGCAGCUUAUUAACGGAGGAACAACCACACAACGAAGUACACACGAGAGUCAGACAGAGCCGACGACAUGGUUGUAGUCGGGUGUUUGUUGUUGUUGUUGUUUAUCUCGUCGGUCGGAGCCGCGAAGACUGCAGGGGACGACGAGUGGGUUAAUCUGCCCAACAAAUGUGAAGUGUGUAAGUUCGUCAGUAUCGAGAUGAAGUCGUCGUUCGAUGAGACGGGGAAGACCAAGGAGGUCAUCGACAGGAACUACCGCUUCAUAGACAGCAAAGGGGCGCCGCCAAUCAAAUACGUCAAGUCAGACCUCAGAUUCAUCGAGGUUGUAGAAAAUGUGUGUCAGAGGCUGCUGGAGUACAAUCUGCACAAAGAGAGAACUGGUAGUAACCGCUUUGCCAAGGGUAUGUCAGAGACCUUCUCCACCCUCCAUGGUUUGGUGAAUAAAGGCGUGAACGUGGUGAUGGAUAUUCCCUACGAGCUGUGGAACGAGACUUCAGCAGAAGUGGCCGACCUUAAAAAACAGUGUGACGUGUUGGUGGAGCAGUAUGAGGAAGUGAUUGAGGAAUGGUACAAAGGAACCCAGGAAGAAGACCUGACUACUUACCUGUGUGAGAAACAUGUUCUCAAAGGACAGGACAAAGCCUGCCUGAGCGAGGAUUGGUCCAGGGGGAAGAAGAAGGGAGACCAGGCCGCCAUCGCAGAGGACAAGAAGAAGAAGAAAAAGAAGAAGGGAGUGAAGAAGGGAAAGGGCAAGAGCGAGGAGGGAGAGGAGGGAGGGGACGUCAGCUCGGAGGGAGAGAAAGCGACGAAGAAUAAGAAGGAGAAGAAGAUGAAGAAAAAGAAGAAGAGCAAAGCCCCGGUGGAGAAGAUGGAUGGAGGGAUGUCGUCGGAUGAGGAGAUCCAGCCGCAGACGCCCCUCUCUGGGCAGAAGACGGAGCUGUGAGGACCCCGGUUCCUCGUCUGGACCCCGGAUCAGCUCGACUAGACAGAAGUAAACUCUUAGUAAAAGCAUUCUGCAGCUUCUUUAAAACGUCUUUAACUGUUGUCAAAAAAACUCUCUAAAGGUUUAAGUCGCUGAAUAUGCUGAAUCACAUCUUGUACUGUUACACCCCCGGGUUUUAAAGUCUUUAUUUCAGUUUCUGUCAGUCUGAACCGGUCUCAGAUGGUUUUUAAUGGGCAGGGGGAUUUAAACGAGAGAGUAAACUUGAUGGAAUUUGCAGGCACCCUUAAUAACUAAAUAUCUUCACUUAAGAGUUAAUCCAGUUUAUUGUUUCUAUUGGUUCUCAUAAUGAUAAUUCUGAUAGUAUUAUACUCCAACAACAACAACAACAGUCUGGGUAGUGGAUUAAUCAUUCGGUAAGCAAAAAUAAUCAGCUGUAUUUCACAGGUUUAUAUGAUUUUAAAUUUAAUAUCUUUGGGUUUUGGAUCGUUGGUCUGACACAAAAACAAACCAAGGACGCCACCUUAUCCCCAAAUUCCACCGGGCACUCAUCCCAGAACCAACUCGGGUCAAGCAGUGCAGAACAGAUCACACUGACAGGAAAUCAGACAGAAACAGCACAGAGAAUCCGGUCAAUUUUCAAAAUAAAAUACUACGUUAAGUUCAGAAGUCAGUCAGUCAGAGGAGCUUCGAGGGGGAGAAACACUGUUUUGUAUUGUUAUUCAGGACAAAAUACACAAGUAAACAACAUCGGGCAGACAACACGCUCUCGGUGGGAUUUGAAGACGCGUGGAUCACGAGGCCACACCGGCGCCACAAAGCCGAGCCCGGUGGAAUUUGGGGUUAGGAGCUGUGAACUUGUGAUUGGAAUUCUUCACUGUUUAUUGACGUGUUAUCAACUCAAUAACUUAUCAAUUUCUUACACAAUCAUUAGUUGCAGUCCUAAAAAAAACACCAUAAGAUUUGAUCUGAUUUUGCUUUUAAGGUGAUUUUACUACAGAAAGUGUUCGACCCCACUUUAAAAACCGCUGUGUUACACCUUCAGUGCUGUAUGCCGAGGGAAUUUAAUUUUCUUUCAGUUGAAUGUAGACUUUUCAUGCUGUAUCUCCUCCUAAUGUGAAUCUGAGUGUUUGUCUGUUUUUUAAAAAGUCUUGUAUUCACCCAAAUAUUCAUUCCAACUGAAAACUUGGACUUUUACGACCUUUUGGGAGGAAACGCUCAUUGCCUGAGAAGUUUACCGUAACAGUUGACACCAUAGAGAACAGCUUUUCCUUAUUAUAAUAAUAUUUUAAUAUUUCAAAAUGUUUGAUAUCAGUAGAGGAAACUGCAGAAUUCCCCUUUUUAACCAUUUUAAGUCUCAGAUUCAGUGAAAUUCCCCUUUUUAAUUUGUAAAUUCAACAUAAGGUACCUUUUUGUUUUUUCAUUUGUGUUUCUGUAAGUUUUUUAUUUUUUUUAAUAAUUUUCCAUUUAUUGUAUUGUGUGUGUGUGUGUGUGCUGUACAAAAAGCUGCUAUUUAAGGUGUGUUUGUUGGUUCCCGAGCUGACGAUGAAAGUUUGUGUGUAUGUUUUUUGCCUUUCUUUGUGUGUGUGUGUGCGUGUGCGUGUGUGUGUGUUUUUACAGAUUUUUAUUCUGAAGUGAAAACGCCGGCUGUGUUGUAUUGAAGUUGCUUUUUGAAACCAUGAGCAGACGCGUCAGUGGAUCAAUAAACACAGGUUUAAAAACUCUGUAAA